CAUUAUCAAUAGUGAAAGUAGAACAUGUUCACUGUUGGAGAAUGUUAAAUUUGCCAAAUAAUAAGGGUAAAUUUUUGGGACAGGGGCUUCAGCCAAAAAGUGAAAUAAUUGCCUAGCAGAAAAAGAAAAAGAAAUUAAAUGUUGAAGAACAAAAAAUAAAAACAAGCUAUACCAACACUAGCUACACAGCAUGAUGGAAGGGUGAUUAUAAUUUUUUUAUUUUGUUGGGUACUGUUUACACCAUCCUUAUAGCACAUUUCACUAGAAAAAUAUAGCUAUCUGGCUACCUAGCUGCCAAAUUUAAAUUUAAAUUUUAAGCCUGGGUAGCUUUUUAACUUAAAAGUUAAUAAGUAGGAGUCAGGAGCUAUUAGGUAGCUAAUGAGUGGAAAAUCUGAGCAAAAUCCAGCUAUUUGAUUACCUGAUUUUGUUGAUAAACGAUUUUGAUAUGUAGUGAAGGGGAGGUAAACUACUGUUUUUAAGCCAUUUUAUUUGACUUGUGGUUGGGGACACGGCACACCACAGAGAUUAGUAGGUCAAUUUAAAGUGAAAUUUGUCUGAAAUUACAUGAUUAUAUGGCAGCUAAUUAAGAUAAAAGAAUUACUAUAUUGUGUAUGUUUAGAAAUCAUACUACAUGGAUAAACAUUGAUUACGAUAUAUAGUAUGUACAUGCAAAACUUAAUUACGUGUGAGCAUAAGCUAGAUGUCUAGCUAGCUAGCUGUCCUUAAAAAUGCUGAAAAAAAUACAAAACCAAAUAAUAAUACCAAAACAUAAGUAGCUAUACAUGCUUAGCAUUUUUAGAUAUGACAGAAACUGGUAUAUACAUUUACAAGUUUUUUUCUCAAUUUAAUUCAAUAUGUGAAAUUAAGUCAAAGUUAAAUUCCACACUAGUGAAAAGUGUGAUGGCAUGAUGUUUCACUUUUGAUUCAAUGUUACAUUGGAGAAGGUUGGCAUAACCCCUAGAGGGGUGAAUCUUUUGUGUUUGUAAUUUCUAGGUAAGUGGGCUGUCCAAAGAUCCUUCUUAACUUCGGGCGAAAUGUAUAUCUUACAGUUUAACCUCCAUGAAGGACACAAUGCUAAAAGUAUUUAAACAUCCACUUGACAUGAUUUAGAGACCAUUUGGUAUGUUGCCUACAAAACACGAAAAUUCAACAAAGGCCGUUGGAUUGCAGAACAGUAACAUCACCAUGGAAGCGUCAUCAAAGAAGUCGACAGAAAUUCAGAGUCACCUUGACAAACAUGCUGGCAAAAACAAACCAUCAAUAAGGACACCCAAUAACUACCUAAUACGAAAAACUGAAGGCCUGUUUGCAAUUUGGGAGUUAAGUAAUGCAAUAUAAUACUUUUAGUUGAAACUUCACGAGGAAAGUCAAGAAUAUGCGACCUGGAACACCUUUGGAGGAUUAUUAGCAACCUACUAGAUUGGUAAUCUAGUGUCUCUAUUGUGUAAACCUUAAAACACCAAUAGAAAAUAGAUCAUGCACUUUUGACAAAGGAUUGAAGAAAUAUUGGGGUUUAAAGGUUUUUUGAUGAUGUUGAUGGUGAGUUGACACAUCUCUGAGAAAGUUAAUCAAUUUUGAUCCCAGGUGGCCCCUAGUUACCUAAUAAGAGAUGACGCAGGCUAUUUCCAACAUAUUGGGCAUCAAACACGCAGGUGCAAUGUAAUGGCUUCACCAGCUAUAAAUAUCUUCCUAUAAUUACAUAUAUAAGAUUAAAGGUGCUUAAAAUUCAUGCAGGUUUACAAAAUCAUUCAGCCAUCACUCACUUCUUUGAAAUUUCAACCUUCUUUUUCAGUGAAGUGUUCCGCAUUUAUAUAAUUACUUAUUUUCUUUUUACAAAUGUCAGGCAUGUGGAAGUUGGCAUAUAAUUUUAUUCCUAAAUAGUGCCGACAUGCCUAUUGUGAUAUUUCUAAAAAACUGAAAUUUUGCAAGAAAGUUAUCUUAUUGAUCUAUAUAAAUACAUUAUUUGUUGUUCCACAGUGUUAAAUAUAGCCAGAUAUAAAAAAGAAUACAAUGGUUGAUAAAGAAAGAUGAGAUGUUAUGAUAUCCUACCAUCAAGUGUCUGGAAUGAAGUAUAUGAAAAAGAUAAAAACAGCAUUAUUACAAAAGGGUUACUCUGUUUGGGUUGAUGAGGAUCAAGUUUAUGGUAAUUUAGGUAAACGAAUGGCAGAGGGAGUGGCGCGUUCAGAGCUUAUACUUUUAUUGCUAUCAAAAGGUUACGAGGAUUCUAAAAACUGUCAGAAGGAAUAUAAUUUGGUUAGUGCUCAACAUAAGAAAGCCAUUUGUGUAAUAGUUAAGGAAUAUUAUGAGCCUCCACUGGACAGUAUUCUCCGUUUAAUAAUGGGAAACAAUAUGUACUAUCCACUGUACAAUGACACUAAUGACAUAUACUUCCGCAAUCUUCUAAAAGACAUCUCAUUACAGUUAACCAAAGAAGAUGGAGCUGCACAGAACCCACCUUAUUACAAACCCACACCUGAAUGUUCAGUAGUUGAUGAAUUUUCAGAAAUGUGCAUGAUAGCGUACUUAACAGACAAAUGGUUCAUGGAGAAUAAGUAUGCAUAUGACCGCAGACAGAGUUUUGCAUCAGCUUUGGGUUUAAAGGAUGCAAUAGUGAGGAAGGUAUUCCGUGCAAGUUUUCGAACAGAUAAUCCCAUUCUGGAAUGUAUUUGCAUUAAAGCGUUUGAAAAUAAAUGUUCAAAAGAAGAAUUGCUAAGAUCUGUUAACGCAGCUUUUGAGAAAGAGAAAGUGGGUUGCCAGAUUAACAAGCAUGAUAUUGAUAAAGGACCUUUUAUUAUUGAAACCAGCAGCUCAAAUAUUGAUUUAAGCAGUCUAAGUAGGCGUUCCAAAGUUUUCUGCAUAAUUGCUGAAAAGUGUGGUCCUGACAUCAGAUAUGUUCUACAUUUCUUGGUUCCUUAUACGAUAUUGAAAACUUGGUUUUUAAAUAAACCCGGUGAUGUUGUGAACAGAACUGUGACAACUUUAAAACAAUGGAUUUUUAAAACGAAAAAGGAUGAUGCUACUUGGUGGAGAAUUCAAGCAGUGUUGAAAUUUUUAAGAAGAGAAGAUGUAAUUCAAGCCAUAGUUGGCGAGAAAUGAAGAAAAGAUAAUUUGGGAAACAAAAGAAAGCGCAAUGUUAAUCUUUUGGGUUGCAGGUGCUGGUAUAUUACAGAAAUGUUACAGAAAUUUGUAUUUUUUUUAUUAUUAUUAUUUAUAUAUAUUUAUUUUUUACAUAAUAUUACUAGUGUUUCCAUUUUUGAUAUAAAAGCUUAAGCAUUUGGAUAAAUUUGGAAACCAUUUAUUAACCCUAAAAACCCUCCCUAAAGAUAAAUAUUGGGUAUUUUGUAAUUUCUGGUUAAAAAUUAUCAUCUUUAAAAAGCUUGUUUAUCUGGGUUUUUUUAUCUAUCUGUUUUUCUUUCCAAAUUGUAACUUUUCUUCAGUUAGAAAAGUUGUAAUCGCAAAAAAAAGUUUCCGCAAAAUAUCCAUACAGAAUAUCUUGCAAUAAAUACUUUAUAUUUUAUAAGUUAAUUUUGAUGUUAUUUUUACGGGUGCACAUAGUUUGCAGUUUUUAAGAUUUAAUAAUUAAAAGUGUAGGAAUAUGGUGUUUGGUUAAAGAAAAUCUCAAACAUAUAUGUCUGUCUACACAAUAUUUUUUAUUUUUUACAAAGAUUCAUUUUACUAGUUUUUAAUGAUUUUAAUAAUUUUUGAAAAUAAAGGGUAUAUUUUAAGGUAAAUCAAAUUUGCCAUUACUUAACCGGAUUUCCAAAUACUAUGUUUUACCUUGAAGGUAUUAAUUCUCGCUGGUAUUUAAUUUUGCGAUUUG
This is a messenger RNA of Hydractinia symbiolongicarpus, 3820 nucleotides long. RefSeq lists its product as uncharacterized. Bases 2038 to 3096 code for a protein of 352 amino acids. The record is from RefSeq and is a predicted model, not a curated record. The transcript has 5 exons. Gene Ontology annotation, biological process: signal transduction. NCBI's taxonomy places the organism in Eukaryota, Metazoa, Cnidaria, Hydrozoa, Anthoathecata, Hydractiniidae.